AUGUUCUUUUCCAAAGGCAGAAAGCUGUCUCUCAAGACGAUCUGCACAGCUCUGACGGCUGUCUCUUUGUUCAGCUUUGGAAAUUUCCUACUCAAGCCCUCAUCAAGCGAUAGACUGGACAUACACGGCACUCCCACGCAAUCUACUAUCUUCGACUCACGACUGUAUGUCCAAGGCCCACCAACCCAACGCUUUCGAGAUAACCUUCGCAACGACACCAAGUACAUUACUUCGUGGGGUUCAGCAGGAUGGACGAAUGACGUGAUAACCUAUGCCAAUUUGAUUUAUCUCGCUCUCAUAACGGAGCGCAUGCCCAUAAUCCCAAAGUUCCUCUCUAAUCAUAUCGACCCAAGCGCACCUCCAUUUGUUUUCGGGGAAGUGUUUGACGUCCCUCGACUUAGUCAAGCCAUAGGCAUUCACUUGCUUCAGUGGCACGAAGUAAAGGACCCGGAAAGUCAGGUUCUCGAUGAUCUUGGUUGUUGGACUGUCUGGGAAACCGUUCAACAGAACAUAGAGAGUCCUGAACCACGGCUAAAUCCCUCCCUGGACGUACUCAAACUCGAUAUCUCGUGGACGCGAACCCCACAUUGGGUCGAGCUCAUAUCUCCUAGUGGCAAACAUGACAAUCACGCAUCCUUUUGGCCCCUCGCAUCACUCGGAUUUCCCGAAGCUCGCUCGAAUAGCCUGAGCUUAUCAUUAAAGAAUCGUCCUUCUCCUCACCAUCAGGUUUCCCUUCCCCCGGAUGAUCACGUAUUAUGCUUCGAUUUGCUUUACUACGUAGGCGCCUAUCAUACAUGGGAAUGGGAAUUAGACUAUUCUCCUGCAUGGAGAUUUGUAGGCCAACACAUGCGAUGGACUGCCAGUAUGGAACAGAUUGCCGAUGCGCAUGCUCGGCACGCUAUGAAUGUACCACCACUAAUUGAACCAACACCUCCUUAUAUAUCCGUCCACAUACGGCAUGGUGACUUCAGCCAGCAAUGCGGGCAGAUUCCUGUAGACCAGUGCUUUGCCCCGUUGUCUGUCAUUGCGCGCAGGGUGUCCGAGGUGCAAGAAGAGCUUCGUACACACAAAGGGAUCGAUGUUACACAUGUUAUCAUGACGAGCGACGAAAGAGACCCGAAAUGGUGGUCAGAGGUUAGGGCGUUGGGGUGGACGUGGGUAGAUUAUAGAGCAGAGCGGACAGAGGAAAUCUAUGGGAAAUGGCAUCCGGUGUUCAUCGACGCUAUCAUUCAGUCGAAUGGAGCUGGCUUCGUUGGCACUCGUGGUUCUACGAUGUCCACACUAGCUAGCCGCAGGGUUGAGUCGUGGCAUGACGGAGCAACGAGGCUCGUUUCAUGGGGUUGGCCGGGCGCUGAUGACCAUUGA
This is a messenger RNA of Suillus bovinus, 1365 nucleotides long. RefSeq lists its product as uncharacterized. The transcript is spliced from 7 exons. The record is from RefSeq and is a predicted model, not a curated record. Lineage: Eukaryota; Fungi; Basidiomycota; Agaricomycetes; Boletales; Suillaceae. The coding region runs from base 1 to 1365 and encodes 454 amino acids.